AUGGGUAGGGGCGUAGAAAAGUACUACACGGUCUGGAUGGGUGACCUCCCUCCUGGGAUAAAGAGAGGUCACGUGAAAGAUUUCUUCGAAGAAUACGGACCUCUCGGAGGAAUUCGUCUCAUGAAUAACUUCGGAUUCGUGGACUUUCGAAAGAAACGCGAUGCUAAGGAUGCGGUCAAAGACCUUGAUGGCAAGAAGUUGAAAGGAGCUCGAAUUCGACUAGAGCACUCCGAUGGUCCCGGCGGGAGCAAGAAGAAGGGAGAAGACUACGACGCCGUCUCGUGGCCACCGAUGCCGGGAAGCUCUUCAGCGUACGAGCGUCCAUACAGGACCAAAUAUACCAUCAGCGUUUCAAAUUUAUCCACACGAUUCAGUUGGGCUGACUUGAAAAACUUCAUGCGUCGAGCAGGCGAAGUUACCUACACAGAUGCCCACGUCCGUUCCGGCGAGGGCAACGGAGAGGUUUGCUUCAAAGAUCGUAAAGGGUUAUACAGGGCCAUGCAAAAGCUUAAUCGCACCCGUCUGGGUGGCAAGAAGAUCAAACUCCGAAUUGUCGAGGACGGCCAGCGUGAAGUAAAAAGCGACACAGAAAGCGAUUCUGAUUAUAGCAGAUCAAGUCGCUCCUCGUCUCGUUCGUCCUAUUCCUCGAGAUCUUCUUACAGCUCUAGUCGAUCUGAGAAGCGCUCCCGAUCUCGCUCAAAAGAUAGAAAACCAAAGAAGGAAGAGAAGAAAAUGAAAGAAGAGAGACGAUCACGAUCGCGAUCUGCCAAGAAAGAAAGAAGAAGCAAGGAUCGAAGUCGAUCACGCUCUGUCAAAAAGGAAGUGAAAGAAGAAAGAAGAUCUCGAAGUCGAUCUAAAGGAAAUGGUCGUCGCGAUGACAAAGACGAUCGAGAAAGAAGAGAUCGAAAAGGACGAAAACGCAGUGUGAGCCGAGAACGAGAUAGCUCUCGUGACCGAAAGAAAAACUCCAAGAAAAGUCGGCGAAGUCGAUCCCGCUCUCGAAGCCGAUGA
Oikopleura dioica is the source of this 1011-nucleotide messenger RNA. The record is from the annotation of a GenBank genome assembly. Lineage: Eukaryota; Metazoa; Chordata; Appendicularia; Copelata; Oikopleuridae.